This is a messenger RNA of Gavia stellata (red-throated loon), 2928 nucleotides long. It is a transcript of the gene ZC3H3, whose product is annotated as zinc finger CCCH-type containing 3. The transcript has 13 exons. Bases 1 to 2928 code for a protein of 975 amino acids. Gene Ontology annotation, molecular function: metal ion binding. NCBI's taxonomy places the organism in Eukaryota, Metazoa, Chordata, Aves, Gaviiformes, Gaviidae. The record is from RefSeq and is a predicted model, not a curated record. Gene Ontology annotation, cellular component: nucleus.
AUGGAGGAGAGGGAGCGGCUGUGGCGGCAGAUCCGCCUGCUGCAGGGUCUCAUAAAUGACCAUAAAAACACGCAUGGGGAUGCGCCGCGGCCACUGCCAUCCAUGCCGCCGAGGUGGAACAACCCCCGCCAGCCUGUCUUCAGCAGGAGGGGGGCGUUUUCAUCCAGGUACCCCCAGCAGGCUCCCAGGGAUUUCCAGCAGCGCCAGGGUCACUCCUGGAGGAAAAAAUAUUCCCUCGUCAACCGGCCGCCGGGAUCGGCGUGUGAUGUUGGAAGUGCCAGCACAUCUCGGGCAUUUGGAAGCUAUGGGGACAGCCAGGCACCCGAGCCACCCGAAUCGUCCCCAGAGAGACAUGUGGACUUAACCACAGAUGGAAAUAUAGUUGUGGGGAUCCAGCUGCCCCAGAGGGCUGGCCCCUGUGUAGAUACAAAAGGUUUUGCUGAUGUGGGUUCUUACUGUGAGUUUUCUGGGCUGAAAACGGUGGUCGCUGCUCCAAGUGACAGUAAAAAUGUGGAGAAAUCUCCGUACACAAGCCAAAAUGAAGAGAGAAGACCCUCUCUCUCCGUUUCAUUUAGUUCAUCUCACCGGUUCGUGAGUUCAGCAUACGUGAGCAUGUUGGAUAAGCCUAGAACGGUACGUCUGGCUGGCGACGUGGCCGGGAGCUCCCCUGCCUCCUGCGGAAGCACCAGUGAAAACGCUGUGACGCUGAAAUCGGAGCCGCAGCAGCCUUCGGCAUUGCCAGAUCGCGAGCCGGCUCGGCACUUGGUCCAGAGGAAGGCAGAACCGCCAGCUCCAGGGCAGUCUAGUUGUGAGCAAGUCAGGGAUGCUGUCAGAGAGCCGAAGCUCCUUGGAAAUGGUGAGACGUGCUCUAGACCCAGUCAAGCUGUGACUUUGGUGGCUGGGAUGACUCCAAUGAAGAGCAAGUUUUCCGUAGUCCCCAAAGCUCCGGGUCUCCAAAGAGCCGCCUCAACAUCAGUCUCCGGCAAAGCUCCAAAGUUCAGGAAAACUAAUUAUACGUGGGUCGCAAACCCUGGUAAAUGCUCUCGUGCUGUGAAGAGAUGGGUCAGCCCUAGAGCUUCUGAAAGUGCUAAAAAGGUUGCUGGCGGAGCGGACAGAGGUGCUAAACUAUCACCAAAAGCAGACUUGGGAGCAAAGUUGAAGAAAUCGGGACUGCAGUCCAAACUGGGUGUUUCUCCCAGCAAAUAUAAGUGGAAAGCCUCCAGCGUGCAGACCUCGCCCUCCACCUCCAAGUCAGCGUUCAGGUGGCGAUCCGAGGAUCAGAAAAAGCCUCCAGCCCCCAACCUGCCUCGGGCUGGUGCCGCCCCACCGCUUCCGAGCGCUGCAUCUGUUGGUCUCGGCGGGGGAAAGUCCUCCUUCGGCGAUGCUGCGCUGUCCAGUUAUAAAGUGAAGAGUCGGACAAAAAUCAUCAAGAGAAAAGGAAACUCGGGUUCCCCGACAGAUAAGAAGAACAGCUCCUCGCCCACUACGCCUCUGAAAAGCCACUUCCAUCUCAGGAAGAAAAACUCCUCGCGGGGAAAACCUUCAGCGACACUGAAACGCUCCUCGCCCAAGGGCCUGGUGCAGAUCACCAAGCACAGGCUCUGCAGGCUGCCGGCCACCAGGAUGCCGGUCUCCGCCAAGGAAGGAGCCAACGUGCACUUUGUAAGGAGCCCCCCAGCCAAUAAGGUGAUCAAGACACGCUACAGGAUAGUGAAGAAGAACGUGGUGUCUCCAGCCUUAUCGACCUUCAGCAGCCCUGUUCCCAACUGGAAGACAAGGCGCCCCGUGACAUCCAGAUCCCUGCUAUUAAACCAAACGCGCCUGUCGCCUCAGGGCGCUAAGUCUCAGCACGUGCAGCAGAGAUGGAGGAGCAAAGGCUAUCGCUGCAUCGGUGGGGUGAUGUACCGAGUGUCGGCGAAUAAACUCUCCAAGACUUCCAGCACGCCCGGCCGGGGCAGAGACCUGAGCACCAAGAGCCCCGGCAGAGCAGCGCGGUUGCAUUGUACGCCCAGUCCUGGCUUCUCUCCAUCCGGCUGCCUGAACAGAUCAGCUACGAGCCGAUACAUCGCCAGCCGUGCUGUUCAGCGAAGUUUGGCCAUCAUUCGUCAAGCCAAGCAGAAGAAAAAGAAGAAGGAAUACUGUAUGUACUACAACCGUUUUGGCAAGUGUAAUCGCGGGGAGAGCUGCCCCUACAUCCAUGAUCCAGAGAAGGUGGCCGUCUGCACCAGGUUUCUUCGUGGCACGUGCAAGAAGACAGAUGGGACCUGUUCGUUUUCCCACAAAGUGUCCAAAGACAAGAUGCCGGUGUGCUCUUACUUCUUGAAGGGGAUCUGCAGCAACAGCAACUGCCCGUACAGCCACGUCUACGUGUCCAGGAAGGCAGAAGUGUGCCAAGAUUUCCUCAAAGGCUAUUGCCCCAUGGGAGAAAAGUGCAAGAAGAAGCACACGCUGGUUUGCCCUGACUUUGCCAAGAAAGGCAUCUGCCCCAGGGGCACCCGGUGCAAGCUGCUGCACCCCCAGAAGAAGCGUCACCCAAGAGAGGCUGAAGAUGUGGACCGCAGCGACCCCCCCUCCAAGUGGAGACGAGUCUGGGAGGAGGUGGGCAGGAACGAUCCAGCUCAGCUCCAUGAUGACGGGGAAAUGCCCGGACCCUCCAGUGCGGAGCAAGAGGUGAAGUUUUGGAAAGAAGCGGACGCCUCGCCAACCAGCUGGCUGCAAAAGCUGCCGUCCUUCAUCUCCCUCCAGUCCUCAGCCUCUCCCGGUGACCACGGCUGCAAAGCAGAGAAGGACGAGGAUGAGUUGGAGGAUGAGCCAGGUAGCGCCAAAUGGAAGAGGACUUUGCCGCCGGCGUCCUCGCGGGACUCCGAAAACACCCGUCUGGAGGAGGGUGGCAGAGGCAAACGGCUGCAGAUCAAGCCCCGUCUAUGA